Molecule: messenger RNA, 1133 nt
Organism: Drosophila albomicans
Lineage: Eukaryota; Metazoa; Arthropoda; Insecta; Diptera; Drosophilidae
Gene: Trax
Product: translin-associated protein X
Exons: 2
Coding region: 188-1060 (290 amino acids)
Cellular component (GO): cytoplasm; nucleus
Molecular function (GO): RNA binding; RNA endonuclease activity; sequence-specific DNA binding
Source: RefSeq, a predicted model, not a curated record
UAAGCAAAAGAAAAGUGUCAUUGCCAAAUUGCGGCGAGUAAACUAAUGCAGGAAAACGAUGAAUUGCAAGGUCUAUCGAUAAGCUGUUUAACUGUUGUUCGAGGCACAAUCGAAUAGUGUGGCAACGCAAAUUGCCGGCAUUUUAUCUUGCUCUUUGAUAGCAUACACAACAAUAAAGAAAUAAACAAUGCCGAAAGCGCAAGGAUAUCGCAAUAAUAAUGCGCCCCGCAAGCGUCAAGUGCAGCUGGACGAGCAAAAUCCAGUGGUGCAAGCAUUUCGCAACUAUGCCACCGAAUUGGACGGCAAACAUGAUCGACACGAACGCAUUUUGAAACUCAGUCGCGACAUUACCAUUGAAUCGAAGCGCAUUAUAUUCUUUUUGCAUUCCAUCGAUUCUCGCAAGCAGAACAAACCCAAAGUACUGGAGGAGGCAAAGCAGCGCCUAAACAAGCUCAUCGACGUCAACUUUCGUGCCAUUGCCCAAGAGCUACGCGAUCAGGAUGUCUAUCAAUUCCGGGCUGCAUAUUCGCCAGGAUUGCAAGAGUUUAUUGAAGCCUAUACUUACAUGGAAUAUUUGAAUAACGAGGACAAGGACAGUGAGCAGUCAAAGUCUAUAUCAAGCUGGACUGACUUGCAAUCGGUGAUGCAGUAUCAAGAUGAGACACCGCCACCUCAGGAAGGAGAAGCAGCAACUGAAGAAUCCAGCGAUAAAGUCGUUCAAAAAUUUCAAUUUUUCGUUGAUCCAACCGAGUAUAUUUUGGGAGUUUCUGAUUUAACUGGCGAAUUGAUGCGUCGCUGCAUCAACUCCUUGGGUAGCGGUGACACCGAGACCUGCAUGGAAACCUGCAAGGCAUUGCAACAAUUCUAUACCGGCUACAUCAGUUUGAACUGUCAACGGGCUCGUGAAUUAUGGCGUAAGAUUACCACCAUGCGGCAGUCCAUGUUAAAGACCGAGAAUGUUUGUUAUAAUGUCAAAGUUCGCGGUGGCGAGGCAGCAAAAUGCGCUAAUUUCGAUCAUAAGCCGACAGAGGAAACAGAUGAAGGAUUCAGCAUUUAUUAAAUGUUAUCACUCAGAAAAAAAUCCAUUGAAAACUAUUGAAAUAUGUCUAAAAUUAAAAAGAAACUGAAAAUAU